CUCUGCCCGACCUCUCUUUCCGGGCAAGCAGAGGAGCAGCGGGUGAUCGGGCGGGGAACAAAGUGAGGUGUGAAGAUGAAGAUUGCAGUGAUCGGUCAGAGUCUGUUCGGCCAGGAGGUUUACAAGGAGCUGAGGAAGGACGGCCACAUUAUCGUAGGAGUCUUCACCAUCCCUGACAAGGAUGGCAAGGCCGACCCAUUGGCAUCUGAGGCGGAGAAGGAUGGUGUUGCCGUCUUCAAGUUCCCGCGCUGGCGUGUGAAGGGCCAGGCCAUCCCGGAGGUGGUGGCUCAGUACAAGGCCUGUGGUGCCGAGCUCAACGUCCUGCCCUUCUGCUCACAGUUCAUCCCCAUGGAGGUCAUCGACCACCCCAAACACGGCUCCAUCAUCUACCACCCCUCCCUGCUGCCUCGCCACAGGGGAGCUUCUGCUAUCAACUGGACCCUAAUCCAUGGUGACAAAAAGGGCGGGUUCACAGUGUUCUGGGCUGAUGACGGACUGGACACCGGACCAAUCCUGCUGCAGAGGGAGUGUGACGUUGAACCCAAUGACACCGUCAACACAAUAUACAAGAGAUUUCUCUUCCCAGAGGGGGUCAAAGGCACAGUUGAAGCUGUAAGGCUGAUUGCAGAAGGGAGGGCCCCGAGGAUCACCCAGCCACAGGAGGGAGCCACAUAUGAGUGCAUUCAGAAGAAAGACAAUUCUAAGAUUGACUGGAACCAGUCUGCGGAGGCUCUCCACAACUGGAUCAGAGGAAACGACAAAGUGCCUGGUGCCUGGGCAGAGGUUGAUGGACAGAAGGUGACUUUCUACGGCUCCACUCUGGUGGAUAGCAGCACCCCACCUAACGGUCAGCCCCUGGAGAUCCCUGGGGCCAGCCGACCUGGCAUCGUCACCAAGGCGGGCCUGGUGCUGUUUGGCAGCGACGCCAAGGCGGGAGAGAGCGACGAAUUAAAACUUGACCUCAGAGAAACCUGGACUUGGUAUUGAACCUCUUUAACACACUCAACUCCACCAGACCCAAGAACUUUCUCCAUCUUUUGUACCUCUUGUUGCUUAGAAAAAACCUCUACAGAUGUUGCAGCUGAGGAGACUUUUCAACCUAACCAGUUUUGUAUU
Molecule: messenger RNA, 1116 nt
Organism: Micropterus dolomieu (smallmouth bass)
Lineage: Eukaryota; Metazoa; Chordata; Actinopteri; Centrarchiformes; Centrarchidae
Product: cytosolic 10-formyltetrahydrofolate dehydrogenase-like
Exons: 8
Coding region: 76-987 (303 amino acids)
Biological process (GO): conversion of methionyl-tRNA to N-formyl-methionyl-tRNA; biosynthetic process
Cellular component (GO): mitochondrion
Molecular function (GO): methionyl-tRNA formyltransferase activity
Source: RefSeq, a predicted model, not a curated record